AUGCAAACACGCCAAGACGCGUGGGCAUCUGCCUGGGUCGCACGGCACCCGCACCCGCACCGCCAGAGACCAUGUGGCGCCGCGCUGGAGCCGGGCCGCUCCGCCACCACCUCGCUGCAGCCGCCGCCGCCGGCUGCCGCGUUAAUCGACGCCCGCUGCCUCCUAUGCCCCCCCGCCUCAUCCUCCCCGCCUCUUGCUCUCCCCUGUCCCAGCACAAUCUUGGAAUCUUGUGGGGUUCCGCUUCUGUCGGGCUCCCUUCCGGAGCCUGUCGAACCAGUCAGGCGGCGGCGGCGCGUGCUGGAGCUGCGGAGCGUGCAGCCCGUCGACCCCGCCGUCGACUACUUCCAAAUAUUUGGCCUAAAAAGAGAAUAUAAUAUAAAGGAUAAUAACUUGGAAGGGAAGUACAAGGACUGGCAGAAGAAGUUACAUCCUGACCUAGUUCACUCGAAAUCUGAGAAAGAGAGGGGCUAUGCUGCGGAGCAGUCAGCACUUGUGAUUGAUGCGUACCGCACACUCAGCAAACCUUUAUCAAGGGCAUUGUACUUGUUGAAACUCGAGGGGAUACAUGUCGAUGAAGACAAGACUAUCAAUGAUCCAGAACUUCUUACGGAGAUGAUGGAGAUACGGGAAGCUGUCAGCAAUGCCAGUGAUUCUCAAACCCUGGAGAAGAUCCAAUCUCAGAUUAAGGAAAAGCUUGAAACCUGGUCUGAUUCCUUCCAGAAGGCAUUUGACAAGAAGGAUUUUGACCGUGCAGUGGAAGCUACACAGAGAAUGAGGUACUAUGAACGUGCAGUGGAAGAAACGGUGAAGAAGCUCUGA
This is a messenger RNA of Miscanthus lutarioriparius, 819 nucleotides long. NCBI's taxonomy places the organism in Eukaryota, Viridiplantae, Streptophyta, Magnoliopsida, Poales, Poaceae. The record is from the annotation of a GenBank genome assembly.